Messenger RNA from Telopea speciosissima, 579 nucleotides. RefSeq names its product peptidyl-prolyl cis-trans isomerase FKBP15-1-like. Gene Ontology annotation, biological process: protein peptidyl-prolyl isomerization. Gene Ontology annotation, molecular function: peptidyl-prolyl cis-trans isomerase activity. The transcript has 7 exons. Lineage: Eukaryota; Viridiplantae; Streptophyta; Magnoliopsida; Proteales; Proteaceae. The record is from RefSeq and is a predicted model, not a curated record. Bases 26 to 505 code for a protein of 159 amino acids.
AGAGAGAGAGAGAGAGAGAUAGAAAAUGGCGACGAUGGAUUUCCGGUGUUUCUUGAUGACUGCUUCAGUGUUGAUUCCCUUGUUGCUUUACAUAUCUUCAGCUUCUGCUGAUAAAUCGGGCGAUGUUACGGAGCUUCAGAUCGGAGUCAAGCAUAAGCCAGAAUCUUGUGAUAUUCAGGCUCACAAAGGUGAUAGAAUCAAAGUACACUAUAGGGGAAAACUCACGGAUGGAACUGUUUUUGAUUCUAGUUUUGAAAGGGGUAACCCUUUUGAGUUUGAGCUUGGCUCUGGUCAAGUAAUUAAAGGAUGGGACCAAGGACUCCUGGGAGCAUGUGUAGGGGAGAAGCGGAAAUUGAAGAUACCUGCAAAACUCGGUUAUGGGGCCCAAGGAUCUCCUCCUAAAAUCCCUGGUGGAGCAACAUUGAUUUUCGAUACUGAGCUUGUUGCAGUGAAUGGGAAAACAUCCAGUGGAGCGAAAGCCACAGCUGGUGGCAAUGAGCUAUAGUUGAAGGCACAUUCCUGAAGCAUUGGUAGCUGAAUUUUGAUAAGCUUUAAUCCCAAACCCUUGGUUGGGUCAAA